AUGGCGAAUUCGUGUUUGGAAGGAGGUAGAUUCAGCGCACCAGGUUUCCGGUUUCACCCUACCGAUGAGGAGUUGGUGGUGUAUUAUCUGAAGAGGAAGAUCUGUGGGAGAAAGCUUAGAAUCAAUGCUAUCGGUGUCGUUGAUGUCUACAAAGUGGAUCCUACCGACUUGCCUGGUCUAUCGGUGUUGAAAUCUGGAGAUAGGCAGUGGUUCUACUUUACUCCAAGGAACAGGAAGUAUCCAAACGCAGCUAGAUCGAGUAGAGGCACAGCAACUGGUUAUUGGAAGGCAACAGGGAAGGAUAGAAUCAUUGUGUACAACUCGAGAUCGGUAGGACUCAAAAAGACUCUUGUUUUCUAUAGAGGUCGUGCACCUAAUGGUGAACGUACUGACUGGGUGAUGCACGAGUAUACCAUGGAUGAAGAAGAACUCAGCAGAUGUAAGAACGCCAAGGAGUAUUAUGCUCUUUAUAAGCUGUACAAGAAAAGUGGGGCUGGUCCCAAAAACGGCGAAGAGUAUGGUGCUCCGUUCCAAGAAGAAGAAUGGGUCGAUGAUGAUGAUAGAGAAGAGGCAGAUAAUGUUACUGUACCGGAUGAGCAUGUGGUCCAAUAUGAGAAUAACCGUCGUAUAGGAGAUGGUGUAUUUUGCAAUCCUGUCAAUGUUCAGUCAGAUGAUCUCAACAAGCUUCUCAACGCAAUCCCAUAUGCACCAGGGGUUGCUCGAAGACAACUGAAUGAGCUUUCUGCUGUUAUGCAAGUUAAUAGCGAAGAAGAGAUACAGAGCACGUUGCUGAAUAAUUCUUCUGGAGAGUUUCUUUCCCCCUUGGAAACUGGAGUGUUCUUGCCAAAUUAUCAGCCAAACAGUAUGCACUCGAGUUAUCAGCCCCAUGCAGCUAACUCAUUAGAUGGUAGUGAGGUCAAGUCAGCUUUCAAGACCUCUGGUAUUGCACCUUUCGUGUUUGAGAAGGAGGAUUACAUUGAAAUGGAUGAUCUUCUCACCCCUGAACAAGGAGCUGCUUCAGUUGAGAAGCCUGCACAGUUCUUGAACCCUGGUGAAUAUGAACACUUUAAUGACUACGACCAAUUGUUCCAUGACGUUUCCAUGUCUUUCGAUUUAGAACCUCUGUUUCAGGGAACUUCGACAGAUCUGACUUCUUUGAGUAAUUUUGCUAAUGACGACGGAAGACAGCAUAUCCUUUAUCAACAACAGUUUCAGAACAAGACCCCAAAUGUCAAUCAAUUCAUUGACGAUAUGUGGUUUAAAGAUGCUCAGGCUGAUCUCUAUGAUCAACCACGAUCUUCUUCUCUAGCGUUUGCUUCACCUUCAUCAGGUACUGCGACUCAUUUUCCCGUCUCACCAAGUUAUUUUCCCACUAAAAGCUAA
Molecule: messenger RNA, 1383 nt
Organism: Eruca vesicaria subsp. sativa (arugula)
Lineage: Eukaryota; Viridiplantae; Streptophyta; Magnoliopsida; Brassicales; Brassicaceae
Source: the annotation of a GenBank genome assembly